Molecule: messenger RNA, 1190 nt
Organism: Nymphaea colorata (pocket water lily)
Lineage: Eukaryota; Viridiplantae; Streptophyta; Magnoliopsida; Nymphaeales; Nymphaeaceae
Product: vesicle-associated membrane protein 724-like
Exons: 5
Coding region: 220-885 (221 amino acids)
Biological process (GO): vesicle-mediated transport
Cellular component (GO): membrane
Source: RefSeq, a predicted model, not a curated record
CUCAGAGAGAGAGAAAGAAAGAAAGGGAGGAAUAGAGAGGAAUCCCUGAUGACACUGGCUGACUAGCCGUUCUUAGCUCCUUCUUGCUGUCUCACGUUGCUGGUGUGUGAUCGGAAGAGAUCUGCCCCCUUCAUUCUCAUUUCCUUGUUAAGUCUCUUGAAUCUUCUCACUGAGCAAUUCUUGGUGGGCUUUGGGGAGGUGAGUGGUGGGGAGGAAACGAUGGUUCAGGAGUCGUUCAUCUUCAGCUUUGUGGCGAGAGGGACGAUGAUUCUGGCUGAGUACACGGAGUUCACCGGCAACUUUCCUGCCAUUGCCUCUCAGUGUCUGCAGAAGAUCCCGUCUUCCAACAGCAAGUUCACUUUCAACUGUGAUCACCAUACCUUCAAUUUCAUCGUCGAAGAUGGUUACGCAUAUUGUGUUGUUGCAAAAGAAUCUGCUGGAAAACAAUUGUCCAUAGCUUUUCUGGAGCGCAUAAAGGCAGAGUUUAAGAAGAGAUAUGGAGGUGGGAAAGCUGAUACCGCCAUAGCAAAAAGUCUAAACAAAGAAUUUGGCCCAAUAAUGAAAGAGAACAUGCAGUAUGUAAUUGAUCAUGCUGAGGAGAUUGCAAAACUUGUGAAAGUUAAGGGUCAAGUAUCUGAAGUUAAAAACAUUAUGAUGGAGAACAUAGAUAAGGUUAUGGACAGGCAAGAGAAGCUUGAUGUGCUAUCUGAGAAGACGGAAAAUCUACGGUCACAGGCACAAAGAUUUCAGAAACAAGGAGUGCAAAUUCGACGUAAAAUGUGGUUCGAGAACAUGAAAAUAAAGCUGGUUAUCUUGGGAAUCCUCUUGCUUCUGGUACUCAUAGUGUGGGUUUCUGUGUGUCAAGGUUUCAAGUGUACCAAUUAGUAUUCUCCGAGGGCUUAGACUACAAAGCAGAUUCUUAUUCCCAUGCUUCAACAGAGAUGAAGAUGGCAUUCUACCAAAGUCCGGGAAGUUUUUGGGCCUACCAAAUAAAGUCCUAGCAACAUAUUGGUACGCAUGUUCUUUUAUACGAAUGCAGAAGCAUUUACCCUGUUAACUAGCAACCUUUAGAAACGUGGGAAGCAAGUUCCCAAAUUAGGUUCCGGUUGUUUGUGGCUGGUUCAGAGUUUGUAUGUGAUGUUAUAUAUAGGGAAAAUGAAACAGAUGGGUGUUCAGGGAUGCUUGUUUAA